Molecule: messenger RNA, 1178 nt
Organism: Hydra vulgaris (swiftwater hydra)
Lineage: Eukaryota; Metazoa; Cnidaria; Hydrozoa; Anthoathecata; Hydridae
Source: RefSeq, a predicted model, not a curated record
UAUAAAAAAUGUUUAUUUAAACAUUGUUUUAAAAAAUUGCUGCUGAAAAUUAAAGAAACCAAAAAUCAAAAUACAUUAGUACAAAAAAAAGUAACUGAAGUUAUUAGGCCAUAGCUUCUUAUUCACGUAUGACUAAUCAGAGUGAUGUUAUUUGCCGUCAACAUUAUGUUGGAGUCGGCAGUGGAAUAAAAGGAGUUUUUCUCAGUAUGAUUUACGCAGCAUUCAGUGUUUUUAUAAUAGUAUCAAACCUUUUACUAUUAAAAUUGUUAAGCAACACGCGGAAAAAGAAAUACUCUACAAACAAUGAAAAACUUGUGUUGCUAUUGUCUUUUGUUGAUUUGGUUGUUGGUUCGGUUGUUAUACCUCUUCAACUUGUUUUAUUUAUAAAACUGAAAGCGGUAUCUUGUUUGUUUAUUUCCAUAACAGCAUUUUGGCUUGUAUUUCUUUUGGUUUUUUCAGGCUCAAUUGUUGUCUUGAUAUCAAUAGAACGUUUUGUUACAGUAUUGCACAACAAAAGGUUUUAUGGUAUUCAUUUUAAUGGUGCUUGCAUAAUAACAAUUAUUAUUUUUCAGUUUUUAAUAUCUUUUGGAUUAGGUAUUUGGUACGCACUCCUUGUUCCUUCACCAAAAUCACUUCGCCAGCAAUCUAUCUACUUUUUUAGUAUUUCAACAUAUAUAUUUCUUAAUAUAAUAUUGAUAUUCAUCAUAAAUACAUUGUUGUUGAUAAAAACAAAAAAGAUGAUGAGAAUCAAGGAAAUUCAUGUGGCGGAACACAAUGUCGUUGAAAGGCGUCUAAAUAAAACCAUGAUGCUAAUAUCGACUUCGCUUAUGAUUUUAUAUUUACCUUCAGUUUUUGUUGGCUACACCCACGCCGUAAACCUAUAUUUAAAUGUAUUGAAACAGUCAGGUUAUAUUUGGACUAUUGUUUUAUGCGAAUUUAAUUCCGCCUUUAAUCCAUCUAUUUAUAUAUCUAGAAAUAAAAAGUACCUUAAGUUAUAUAAAUUUAACAUACGUUUGUUGAUUCGAAAGUUUUUAAAUAAAAAAAACAGCAAGGUCUAUCAGUCAUAAAUAUAAAACUAAUAAACAAAGACCCUACGUUUAUGAGAAUAAUAAGAAAAAGCGCAGUUUUUCCUGUACGAUCACAUCUCAUUUGGAACACUUUUUUGGAAUAAAAUUGUC